Molecule: messenger RNA, 1840 nt
Organism: Impatiens glandulifera
Lineage: Eukaryota; Viridiplantae; Streptophyta; Magnoliopsida; Ericales; Balsaminaceae
Product: UV radiation resistance-associated gene protein
Exons: 6
Coding region: 443-1585 (380 amino acids)
Biological process (GO): SNARE complex assembly
Cellular component (GO): endosome; lytic vacuole
Molecular function (GO): SNARE binding
Source: RefSeq, a predicted model, not a curated record
UCCAAAAUUACUCGUCUGUCUAUGAAUUUUAUGAUCGAAUGAAUGCACUGAAGAACAAGGUCUGAACGAAAUUGGCAAAGUCUGUCCGCCGGAUUGAAGUGGCGCAUCAUUUCGAUUCAUCCACUCAAUUUCACCGGCAAUCUCAUCCUUUCUCUUUUUCAUCGCCCAUCAUCUCCAGCAGCAACAGAUUUUUGCUUCUUUCAUGAUCUGAUUUCCUGGAUAACCGAUACUUUAGCUGAUCGUUGAACGAACGUUUUCUACAAACCAUUAGCAAUUACUCAAUAAAAGUAAUAAUUGAUGGUUCCUCUUUCGGUAUACGAACCCUAAUUGCUCCUAUUUGGGACAAUGGUGGUAACAGUGAGGUUGCUUACAGAUGAUCUUCUUUGUUUCGUCUUCUCUACUUUCGUGAACCCUAAUUAUUCAACUUUACUCGCUCUUCGCCAUGGACAUGGACCAGAUAAACCAUUCCACGGCGGAAAACAUUAGCAAAGCCGUGGUUACUUCCAGAAAGAAUCCGCCGGAAAGGGUUGCUUCUUCGUCGUCUUUGAAGGUUAUACAGUGGGAGGAUUUCGAGCAUGAGCUUGCUAGAUUGCUUAGUCUCUCUUCUGCUCUUAAUGAAGUCAAGCAAAAGAAACUCUUACUUCAUCAGAAGCUUGAUUCUCUCACGCAGGUGAAUGGAGAAUCUAUCAGUCGGUCAAAUGAGCUAGAUGAGAUGCGUGAGAAACUGGAAUACAGAAAACUGCUGAUGGGAAACAUGUCAAUGCAUUCAAAAAUCAUACAAGAGAACGUAAAAAGUGAAAAAGAUAGAAUUAGUAGUGAAAUACGAUCCUUAGUCGUUGCCGGAAGCGCUCUUUCUGUUGCCAGCAAGGGCCUGCAGGAAUCUACUAGAUCACUUAGUGGGGAAGGAGGAGGAUAUGCAAAUCUGAGAAGCUUGCUGAAGCUGCUAAGAGUUAGGCAACAGUAUAUGAUAUCACAAGUUUCAUUGCUUUAUCCUGUAAAGGUGGUGAUUGGGCAUACACGUGAACAGGAACUUGAGUCAUUUAGAAGCAAUAGAGGAAGCAGUGGUGAAGCGAAAGGUAUUGAUGAAGGAUCCAUAACUAUUUCAGGUCUGUAUCUGACAAUGCAACCUUUCAAGAAGAUGAGCCUUUUCACUGAUAAGAAGGAGGUACAGAGAACUUCGACUGCACUGGGAUACAUCGCACACGCUGUGUUUCUUAUUGGUUCGUACUUACAAGUUCCUCUUCGGUACCCACUGCAGUUGGGGGGUUCUAGGUCAUAUAUACAUGAUCAUGCGUCUUCUUCAUCAGUUGAUGAGCCUACUCCAAGUGAUUCAGCAGCAGCAGCAUCAUCAUCAUCGUCAAGUUUAUUAUCAUCAGUUUCAAGUUUAAAGCCUGCAGAGUUUCCUCUGUUUUUAGAUAGUCAAGAUACAACAAGAGCAGCUUACGCUAUGUUUCUGCUUAACAAGGAUAUAGAACAGCUGUUGAAUUUCAUUGGGAAAAGAAGCUUGGGGCCACGCCAUGUACUGGGAAAUCUAAAGGAGCUUUUGAGGACGAUUCUCUCCCCUGAAUACAUCGUCAAUACCUAGUAACACAAAAGAGAGUUCCUUCCCAUAUGUAAAAUGAUUGGGUUAUAUAAUUCUUUAGCAGGGUUGCCAUAUUUGUUCUUUUUUCUUUUUAAAAUAUUGCACCUUGCAUGACAAUGUGUGUGGGUGGGUCUUAAAUAGUGUUGGAUCUUAUUGUAGAACAGUGGAUAUUGACAAAAGUUCACAAGAAAGUUACUCAUUCAUAAGAAAUUGUUGCAAUAAUAAUGAUACAACAAUAGUCAAUAAGUUGUACAGAAG